Messenger RNA from Prorocentrum cordatum, 232 nucleotides. The record is from the annotation of a GenBank genome assembly. Lineage: Eukaryota; Dinophyceae; Prorocentrales; Prorocentraceae.
GUCGGCGUUCGAGCAGGGCCCGGCCAGGCACGCCGACCUGUUCCAGCUCGGCGUGGAAGUCCCCUUCGUGAAGUGCACGCGGGGCCACCUGUCGAUCGCCCAGGGCCGCGUUUCGACCGCCCUGCUCGAGUGGCUGCAGGGCGACCCCUUCAUCUCCACCUGCGUCGAUGCCUGGCUCUCCGAGUCUGCGGCGGCACGACAGAAGCGGCGCAAGUGCAUGGGCUUGGACGAG